Molecule: messenger RNA, 1266 nt
Organism: Nestor notabilis (Kea)
Lineage: Eukaryota; Metazoa; Chordata; Aves; Psittaciformes; Psittacidae
Product: solute carrier family 23 member 2
Exons: 9
Biological process (GO): transmembrane transport; L-ascorbic acid metabolic process
Cellular component (GO): membrane
Molecular function (GO): transmembrane transporter activity
Source: RefSeq, a predicted model, not a curated record
GCUAAUGAUACUUAAAAAAGCAACCCCAAUGCCCCAGCUGGAUUACUGAGCACUUCGGAGAUACCUGGAGGUGCUGCUGUGGAGAUAAGGAAUUGUCCUUAGUACUUGGCCUCUCAUCCCAGAAGCAUCCCCUUGGGGACUGUAUGCAAGUCCUUGACAUUCUGGAAACAAUGGGGAUUGGUAAGAAUACCACUUCAAAAUCAGUGGAGGCAGGAGGCUCAACAGAAGGCAAAUAUGAGGAUGAAACUAAACAUCCCACCUUUUUCACCCUGCCUGUGGUGAUAAAUGGUGGAGCAACAUCCAGUGGUGACCAGGAUACAGAAGACACGGAGCUGAUGGCCAUCUAUACUACAGAAAAUGGCAUAGCAGAAAAGAGCUCUUUGGCAGAGACACUGGACAGCAGCGGCAGUUUAGAUGCCCAGAGAACUGACAUGAUUUACACCAUCGAAGACGUCCCUCCCUGGUAUCUCUGCAUAUUUUUGGGAUUACAGCAUUACUUGACAUGCUUCAGUGGAACUAUAGCAGUGCCCUUUCUGCUAGCUGAUGCCAUGUGUGUUGGAUUUGACCAGUGGGCUACCAGCCAGUUAAUUGGGACCAUUUUCUUCUGCGUGGGCAUCACUACAUUGCUACAAACAACUUUUGGGUGCAGGUUACCCUUGUUUCAAGCGAGUGCUUUUGCAUUCUUAGCACCUGCUAGAGCAAUACUCUCCCUGGAGAAGUGGAAGUGUAAUAACACAGGUAAUUUUACAAAUGGAACAACAGAACUGCUUCACACUGAGCACAUCUGGUAUCCCAGAAUACGAGAGAUCCAAGGUGCUAUUAUCAUGUCCUCCUUGAUAGAAGUGGUGAUCGGUUUGCUCGGCCUUCCCGGUGCGCUGUUGCGAUACAUUGGGCCUCUGACCAUCACACCCACCGUGGCUCUCAUCGGCCUCUCUGGUUUCCAAGCUGCUGGAGAAAGAGCAGGCAAACACUGGGGUAUCGCUAUGUUGACUAUUUUCCUCGUGUUGUUGUUUUCUCAAUAUGCCAGAAAUGUCAAGUUCCCUUUACCCAUUUACAAAUCCAAGAAAGGAUGGACAGCAUACAGGCUGCAGCUCUUCAAGAUGUUCCCUAUUAUUUUAGCUAUUUUGGUGUCGUGGUUGCUUUGCUUCAUCUUCACUGUGACAGACGUCUUUCCCCCUGACAGCUCCAAGUACGGCUUCUAUGCUCGCACAGACGCACGACGGGGAGUGCUGUUGGUAGCUCCGUGGUUCAAGGUUCCUUAUCCUU